CACGACAAGAUGGCGGACGAAAUACAGCAAAAUUCACCAACACCUCCACAAGACACGACUGAAAAACCACCUAACGCAACAACUAAUCACCAAGAAACGGAACCGAACUCCACCCAGAUGAUGUACGAAGACGUCCAAGCCUGUGUGAAGUCUGUUUUUGGAAAAGAUGGGAUUCCCAGUGAGACAGAAGAACAUAAUUCUGAUGAAGACACAAAUGCUAAGCAACCUCUGAAAUAUGCUGAUAUUAGAAGUAUACUUAGAGGGAUUGUCAAUCUCGUUAACCAUGAAAAACCAGCCAGAAUAUAUUCAUACAGUCUAGAUCAGUUCACCCAUGCUAGCGUAUCAGCACAAGAAUUGGCCUCUUAUCUUUCUUUACUGGACCAACAAAGAAUUAAGAAACUGACUGCUUUUAUGAAAUCUGAUUGUACACACUGGCUCUCAAAACUGUUUAGUUUUGAGAAUGCUUCAGCCUGUUUCCAUGGUCAUCAAUGGGAGGGACUUGAAAGGGUUUGUAGACUAGCUCUUCUGGCUAAAUAUCCAAAAUAUGGGACAGAGGGAUUUACAUCAUUAUACACCAGACCACCUGUGAUUUAUGUCAGUAAUGCAUGUGCGCCUGGAUUAGGACAGUACUUGUGUAGCCAGCUUGGCUUACCACAGUCAAGUAUUUGUAAAGUUCCUUGCAACACUGUAUUUGGAUCACCUCAUACUCUGGAUAUUGCAGCAUUUGAAAGAUUGUUCAAUGAUGAUGUUGCCUGUGGGAAAACACCUUUACUAUUGGUCGCUUAUGCAGGUACCCCAUUGGUAGGACACACAGAUAACCUAGGAAGACUGAGAGAACUGUGCACCCAGAAUGGACUGUGGCUUCAUAUUGAAGGUGACAAUCUUUCAGCCCUGGCAUUAAAGUCAAUACCUCCAUCUCUGAAGAGUGCCUCGUCGUGCGACAGCAUGACCCUCAACAUAGCUCAUUGGUUUGGUCUUCCUGGAGUACCUCUUUGUACAUUUUUUAGAGCUAGAGAUCCUAUCAUGGCUGAAUCUGCUGGACUGACCAGAUCUUCGUCACCAGAAAGACUGUCAAUACUUCCUCUCUGGACAAGCAUAAAGAAUAUCGGGUUGGAUAAGAUGAGGGAGAUGAUAUUACAUGCUGCACACCUGUCUCAGCAAUUAUGUCUUGGCAUAGACAGCAUCCCAAGCAUGAGGAGAAUAGCUCAGCCUCACUGUACCUCCCUCGGAGUUGUAUUCAGAUACAGAGCAUCUUCUUCGUCAUCGUCAAAUAAACCAGAAGACAGUCCAGAACAAAGUGGAGGAGAUGACGACCAGGAUGAACCAGAGUCUCCACAACAUUCAUCUAGCUCAGAAAAUGAAGAGAUUCCUCAGUCUGUAAGAGACGCCAUGAACACUAAGCUUGCCGACUACCUUGCAGAGGCAGCACCUAACGUGGUGCUUGAUAUCAUUGAUAUUCCUAAGGAGGGAUGCUUCUUGAAGUUUACUCCCAUCUUAUCAGCAAGAGUGACAGGAACAACUUCAGACCACAUAGACGAUUUUAUUAUCUCUCUAAAAAAGAAAGUUGCUAGUAUGGAUAGUAUUCUCGUUGCUCAAUCAGCCAUCAAAACAGCACUUGAAGACAAGAAUCAUGUAAUCAUGGUGGACUCAACUGAUCCAAUGAUAGCUGGCUCACUACUGUGCUUCCCUCCAUACUGGGCCCUCAAGACCACAGAAAAACUGAGUGAGGCCAAGAAGAUGGAAUUGAACAGUCUGAACAAAGAGGUCCUCCAAAAAAUAGCAGAAUAUCAUGAGGGUGUGUUCUCUCUUGGAUCAACAACAGAUGGUCUUGCUUGUAUCAAUGUACACCAGGGAUCUCAUCCUAACAUGUAUGGUGACUUUGUCGAGCUGGUCAGCAAAACCUGUGUGGAACUAGCAGACUCCAGUAAGUUUCUUGAACAAAUGCAAGAUAUGGUAAGGAAAGGGAUUGAGGCAGCUGAGGAAGACUUACACAAAGAUGCUGAAGAUAAACUCUUGGAGGAGGGUGUAAUACGACUGGUCCCAAUAGUUGGAUCACUAUACAAUUGGUGGUCCCCACCACCCAAAGAUUCUGGAGUCAAGGGAAGGUCCUUUAAUCUGUCUUCAGGUCAUCUUGAAACAACAGACAAAAUCUACAAAUAUCACAUGCAAGUACAAGAAGAAGAGACUGCAGCUACACCGCCAAACAGUCCCAACCCUAAGUCAUCAUUGAAAACCACCCCUAAGGAAGAAGUGCCGCAAGACGAUGAGAGUUAACUAAAAAAUAUAACCAAAAUAUAGGGGAACAAUUAGGGAAACUUAAAAAUGAAAAUCUCUUAAUUAUUUCCGGAACUUGGUAUUUUAUUAGUUUCAUGCUGAGUAGGUUACAGUUUAAAUAUUUCUGUGUGACACAUGAAACAAGGUUCCUGUAUCUUAAAUUUAAAGAUGGAAAAACCAACUCAAUUCUUUAUUCCUAUGACAAACUUUUCCAAGUAAUUUCUCAUUGCUGUACUGCUCAGAACUGUUGCAAUACUCCUUGCAAAUCAGUGUUGCACAAUAUUGGCUUAAGAGGAAUUGGGGAAGGGUCAAUGGAUGUACAUGUAUGGGUGACUUUUGACCAAGGAGUUUCUUGAAAAUGAUAUCUUUAAGGUAGUCAAACUGACAAGUAUUUCGCGGGUGAAUCCCCAAUUCAUAUCCCAGCAUAGCUGCAAAGUAACCUUACGCAAAAAGGAAAAUCUUGCAGCUAUUAAUCCAUCCAGUAACCAAAACUCAUUGAGGUAUUAUCAGACUUUACGUAUGUAGUUGCUAAACCUUAUAAUGAAUUCUUAAAAUGCCAAUUUCUAUAAUUGAUUUUAUGUGGUAGAAGUAGAUUGAGAAAACGUGAUAGAAAUUCUAAGAGGUAGUUUCAGAACCCUAAGUUAACCAAAUAGUGUCAUACGUCUUAUCAAUGUUUCCAUUUCAGACUAAAUGUCAUUCACUUGAGAAUAAGAUUCUGGGAUCAUUUUGCAUCCAUAUUUAUGUAUCUUCUCAAAAGAAAAGAAAUAUUACUCAAGGGAAUGACACAUUGUCUGUUAUUGAGGUCCAAAAUGUCAGGUGUAACUAUUUGUUAAUUAAUUCUGUUGCAAAAUAAAACAACAUCGAUGAUGGCUAACAUACAUAAUAAAACACACAUACAUGAAUUAUAUUAGACGUGCACAGUUUAUUUCGGUUAAUUAAGUAUAAGACAUCUAAUAGCUGUUGCUUAGCAACCUGAAGAUUUAAUGUUACCUUGUUUAAUGUUACCAUGUUACCUCUCUAAUCAAUGAAAAGGAAAUAAAUAGAAUCCAACCAAUUCCA
Messenger RNA from Actinia tenebrosa (Australian red waratah sea anemone), 3333 nucleotides. RefSeq names its product putative pyridoxal-dependent decarboxylase domain-containing protein 2. Lineage: Eukaryota; Metazoa; Cnidaria; Anthozoa; Actiniaria; Actiniidae. The record is from RefSeq and is a predicted model, not a curated record. Gene Ontology annotation, cellular component: intracellular membrane-bounded organelle.